This is a messenger RNA of Iphiclides podalirius (scarce swallowtail), 2070 nucleotides long. NCBI's taxonomy places the organism in Eukaryota, Metazoa, Arthropoda, Insecta, Lepidoptera, Papilionidae. The record is from the annotation of a GenBank genome assembly.
AUGUCCGGCCGACUCAUCAUACCCAUAGUGGUGCUGGCUCUCGUUGGUGGUGUGAACGCUCUGGCAGACGACUCGACCAGAACUGGGGACCCAACGAUCGCGGACAACACUAGGAACUCCGUCUACGAGAACAACAUGACUAAAGGCGAACGAACUGAAAGACAAAUAAUUUACGAGGCGGGUGUCGGAAUAGCUGACAUGACUGGACCGUGUGUGGAGUACAAUUUUAUGGGAUACGCGGAUUUCGGGCAAGCAGGGCGCGGUAUCCACUUGCGCCAAUUCUCCAGGGCAUUCAUCUUCGCGAAGGGUGACACUAGGGUCGUUCUGGUAACGGCAGACGUACAAUCAGUUGGCAUUGCUGUCAGGCGACAAGUGGUGAAGAAUCUCCAAAAGUUGUAUGGCGACAUGUAUUCCCUGCGCAACGUGGUCCUUACGGGGACUCACACGCACAGCGCGCCUGGCGGCCACCUUGUCGACUUCCUCCUGGACAUCAGCAUCCUGGGCUUCUCCGAGGAGACCUUCAACGCAUACGUGGCAGGAAUCACCAGGAGCAUAGUCCGGGCUCACGAGAACAUGGUGCCCGCUCGACUGCUCUUCGGCCAGACGCGAUUGUGGGACGUGCACGUUAACCGUUCCCCAUACUCCUACAACCAAAACCCCGCCGAGGAGAGACAGCGGUACGAAACCAACACUGACAACACCCUCACCCAAGUGCGCAUAGUGAAGAGAGACGGAAGCCUGCACGGGGUGCUUAACUGGUUCCCCGUCCACACCACCAGCAUGAACAUGACGAACCACCUCAUCUCCUCCGACAACCUCGGCUACGCCGCCCUAAGGAUGGAGCGGGCACUGAACCCGAAUUCUCGCACUGGCCAGCCGGCCAUAGUGACGGGCUUUUUCUCCUCGAACCUGGGCGACGUGUCGCCCAACACUCGGGGCGCUCGCUGCGAGUUCAGCGGGCGCCCUUGCGACCACCAGUUCGCACUGUGCCAAGCCCUGGAGCGGUGCUUCGCCACGGGUCCCGGCGACGACAUGUUCGACAGCACCAGGAUUAUCGGCACCGCAGUCGCCAACGCCGCCCUGAACGAACCCGUUAAAGGCUGCGUCCCAGCCAUGGGCUAUAGCUUCGCGUCUGGAACUAUUGACGGGGCGAACGUAUUAAAUAUAACGCAGGGCACGUUAACUGGGAUACCACAGGUGGAUGCCAUCGUGGCAACACUAUUAGGACCAACACCCGAAGACAUCGAGUGCCACGCCCCGAAGCCUAUACUCCUUGCCACCGGCAGGGGCACUACGCCAGUCCCCUGGCAUCCGCAUGUGGUUUCCGCAUCGCUGGUAUUACUGGGUGGCUUCGCGCUCCUCGGCGUGCCAGGGGAGCCCACCACCAUGGCAGGCCGGAGGAUGAAAGACGUGGUGGGGGACGUCAUGAGAAGACGUGGUCUGACCCCCAUGGUAGAGGUCUCCGGCCUCACCAACGAGUACAUUCAUUACGUCACCACAUUUGAAGAGUAUCAGGUUCAAAGAUACGAAGGUGCUUCAACUAUCUACGGGCCGCACACCCUCGAUAUCUUCCUCAACAAGUUUACAGAGUUCAUUACCGUCGCUAUUAAGGGCGGAGAUGUGGAACCAGGUCCCGAGCCCGAAGACCACCGUGAGAGGACCGUCUCACUGGUGCCUCGAGUGGUCCUGGACGCAACUCCCAUCGGCCGGCCCUUUGGCGAUGUGUUGCAGCAGCCACCUCCAGUUGUCAGACCAGGAGACCUAGUCAGCGCCACUUUCGUUGCCGCCAACCCCCGGAACGAUCUACGCCAAGAGUCCUCCCACAUGGUGGUGGAAAGGUACGAGAGGAACACGUGGGUGGUUGUAGCAACUGAUGCCGAUUGGGAGACCAAAUUCCAUUGGGAGAGAGUGUCGGCCUUGUUCGGAACCAGUAAGGCGCGUGUUGAGUGGCAGGUACCGAGUGCAGUGAUCCCUGGACCUCACCGCCUGGUGUACCGGGGCGCUUCGCGUAGAAUCAUUGGCUUCGUCGUCCAAUUUACUGGAGUCAGCGACACCUUCCAAGUUUUAGCA